Mya arenaria is the source of this 5671-nucleotide messenger RNA. RefSeq lists its product as uncharacterized. Gene Ontology annotation, molecular function: zinc ion binding; protein binding. The transcript is spliced from 2 exons. The coding region runs from base 194 to 1846 and encodes 550 amino acids. NCBI's taxonomy places the organism in Eukaryota, Metazoa, Mollusca, Bivalvia, Myida, Myidae. The record is from RefSeq and is a predicted model, not a curated record.
UGUCGCCCAGCGGCUGCGAUUAACAAAUUAAUGUGACUUGUACUUCCUUAAAUACUGAUUAUGUUCGUGAAGACUUUGUAACUUGUCAUCACUUUCAAAUAGUUGUGAUAAUUUAGAUUGAUUUAACACAGAUUUAUUGGACAUUUAAGAGUUUAACUAAACAAUAACACUAGUUCAAUAAUAAGACGAAAAAAUGGCCUCUGGAAGUUCAUCUUUUUACAAGGGAUCUGACCUGAUUCACGACUACAGUUGCUUCACAUGUGAGGAAAAUGACCUGAACACUGAAGCCCAGCACUUCUGCCCAAAGUGUGAACACUAUCUGUGUGACAAGUGUGUGAAGAUACAUGGAGAUUAUUUCAAGAAGCAUGUUGUGUAUGGGCGUAGAGAUAUGCAGAAGUGGGCGGGGUUCUCCAUGGAUAGAUGUGCUCAGCAUGGCAAAGAGCUGGAGGUCCACUGUGAUGACAACCAGGAACUUUGCUGCAGUGUUUGUGUGGCCUUUAACCAUAGACUAUGUAGCAGUAUCAGUCACCUACGUGACCUGGCCAGAGGCUUCCUAAAUACAGCGGAGUUUAAGCAGCUGCCAGCCGCAGUGGACAAGAUGAGGAGCAGGCUGGAUGAGCUCAAAAAUGAGAGGAUGAAAGACCAAACGUCACUGAAUGACUCCCACAAGAACAUCAUUUCUGAAAUCAAGGAUCUCCGCAAAGAAAUAAACCAGAUCUUAGACAAGCUGGAGAAGAGGACAGUUGAACAGUUGGAUAGCAUGAUGGAAGAUUUAGAAAAGUCAAUAAAAGAUGACUUAGAAGCCUGUGCCCAUAUGCAUGACAAACUCGGUAUAAUGAUUGCGAAACUCAAGAAGAGUGCUAGCAAAAACAAGGAGAGCAGUUCUUACAUAGGAUUCAGAAAAUGCGAGUCUAAAUUGAGUGAAGCUAAUUGUCUAGUACAAGAAAUAAAGGAAAAAGAACGAAUGAAGUUCAAAUCUGAUGAAAAUGUAUUACCAUUUCUGAGAAACCUGAACAGCCUUGGAAAUGUUGAUAAUGUUUAUGUGUAUAAGGCUCAGAGUUCAAGUCUGUAUAAAGUUCACAUGUAUAAGUGCAAUAUUGAAGGUAUAUGUGAGUUACCAAGUGGAGAGGUGGUUAUUGCUGAACGUAACAACGACAGAUUAAUGCUUCUGAACAGGCAGUUCGAGGUCAUUGGUCACUGUCAUCUCCCUCUUCCUCCUCGACACAUGUGUCACACCAAAGGCAGUGAAGUAGCAGUAGCUGUAACUGGCAUUGAUGCAUCUACCAUCUCCACUAUGCAUGCGAUCCACUUCCACGCAUUGACGAAAGGGAAGCUGCAGUCAGUGAGAAAGUUCACCAUAGACUUUCAGUGCAUAUCCAUUGCCCACCACCUGGAAAAGCUGUAUUUGUGCUCCUUCAAUGCCCUUUACCUGUACACUAUGAAUGGAAACAUCAUACAGAAACUAUAUGAAGACAAUUCUUCUUACCGCACAAUGCAUAAUUGUGCUGUCUCUCCUGAUGGGGAGAGAAUUUAUGUGACAAAUCAAAUCCACUCUAAAUUUAUAACUCUUGAUACAUCUGGUCAGGUGUUAUCUACAGUAGAAGAUCCUGACCUAAAAUAUCCAAGUGGACUUUGUGUCAGCCCCAGUGGCCAUGUGUUUGUGUGCGGGGAGACGUCUAACACUGUGGUACAGGUGGUUCCAGAGGGGAGAAAGAAGCUGGUCAUAGUGGCCAGGGAAGUUGAUGGCUUGUGUAGCCCUCAUUCAGUGUGGUUCAGUGAACAAACCUCCACCCUCAUUAUUGGGAAUCUGUCAAAUAACAGCAUCACAGUUGUCAAAUUGUGUUGAAAUACCAAUCAGAUUUUGGUAUGGAAAGAAAAACCCUUGAAAGAAGAUGUCCUUAUUUUUUAAAUGUGCAAGGAUGGCAUGCUUUCUACUGUUUGUUAUAAAUAUGUUUUCAUUAACAGUUUGCAUUAUUUCUUUUUCAAAUGUUUUGUAGGAAUGGAAAUCAUUAUUUUAUGUCAUUAAUUAUGCAUGGCAUAUAUGUUUUAUCGAAUGGCUGUUUUGUGAACUAUUUCUUUUGUAUACAUGAAAUCAUAUGAAAGAUGCAAUCUUAAUCCCAAGUAGGAUUUACCACAAUUACUACAAUCAUUUUGAUGUACCAAAAAGAUAAAUAAAUGUCGAAAACAAUGGUUCUUAUGAAGGAUACCGAGUUUAUUUUGAUAGAAUGGUGCAAAAAAACACGGCAUUUCUACCUUAUGAGACAAAAGUACAUCAUAGUAAAUCUUUUAGCACUCACCAAUCACUUAAUAGUUUUGCGUUUUCAGCUAUUAAAUACCCAUUACAAUCUUGUUCUAAGUAAUUCAUAUUUUCCUUAAAUGUAUUAUUUACUAAGUAGUUAAAGGUUUUUCACUCAAAAUUUAUGUUUGUAUUAUAUGUGUAUGUAUUGAUUUUGAAUAAGAGAGUGUCACUUUAAACAUUAUUUGAUUUAAAUUAAGAUGUAACAUGUUGUCGAUUUUCAAAUAUUAAAAGUGCAUAAUCACAAUUUUUUAUCAAAGUCCGAAUGACUUAUUGAUAACGGAUUUCACUGUAAAGAUAGCAUUUUUUAAUAGAUGAUAUAUUUAAUUGUAUAGGUGAUGGAUUUCAUUGUAUAGAUAAAGAAGUUCAUUGACAUUAUAAAUUAAUUUCAUUUUGUAGAAUUUCCACUGUAUUUAAAGAUGAUAAGGAGUUUUAUCAGUUUAUACUAUGUUUGUGUGAUAUAUAUAUUAAUAACUAAUUACUGAGUAAAUUUAGUUGUAUCUUUUAUUCCUAGUUGUAACUUUUAACUCGAGUGAAGUUAGGUUUGAAAUUAUAACUUGUGCUCAUUCAAAACAAGUAACCAAGAGAAACCUGUAAGAAAGCAAUUAGUACUUAAUUUAGUAGAAGCUAGUGGUUAUCCUGAAAAAUCCACAGGAAACUGAAUGUACAAUUUAAAUUGUGCUUGAUAUCAGAAAAUUUUAAAUAACCAAUUUCAAUAUUUAUGAUGUAUUGUAUGGAACUUAAUGAACAAUUUCAACAUUGAUGAUGUACUGUGAAGAAAUUAAUGGAUACUUUCAGUGUUAAUAAAGCAAUGUUAAGACCUUCAUGAAUAAUUUCAGUGUUAAUAAAGUAAUGUUAAGACCUUAAUGAACAAUUUCAAUGUUAAUAUGUAAUGUUAAGAACUUCAUGAACAAUUUUAGUAUUAAUGAUGUAAUGUUAAGAACUUAAUGAACACUUGCAAUGCAAAUGAUGUAAUGUAAGAAUUUAAUGAACACUUUCAGUGUUAAUGAUGUAAUGUUAAGAACUUAAUGAACGAUUUCAGUAUUAAUGCUUUUAUAUUCAUAUCAUACAAUCCAAUCAAUGUGUUUGGUUGAAGUCACUGUAAACAGACCAACUAAGUUCUGCCAGUCGGUUAACUCCUGUAUGAUUUUAUGCAAAUCAUAGCCGUUGUUCUACUUAGAAAUUAUGGAUAAAGUUUUUGCGUGCAAGUACCAUUACUUUCAUAUCUCACCAAAAUAUUUGUCCUGUUAAGUUAUUUAUAACCCUUGUUCGAAGUUUUGCAUGUAAUUUCCACGAAGACCAUUUAUCCCAAAAGUUAAAUAUAUCAUAGACCAAGCGGCGUUUGCAGGACAACUUUUGUUUUCUUGUUGCAGAGUGUUUUUUUAAAGACAUCCGGGAUUCACAUUGCUGAUUUCACAAGUGUGUGUUUACUUUAUAGGAUGUUUAAAACCUUGUCGUUUUAAGUGUUGUGCGUUUAGUGGCUAAUAUAUCUUAUUAUCCUGUAUCACUAGUUCUUUUUACUUUUUUCAAAACGCAUCCAAGAUGUCCCAAGCCUUUUACAAAGCUUUUGGCCGGUAUAAAUAAAACAUUUUAUGUCAUUUCUUAACUUGAACCGAUAUUAAAACGUUCAAAGUCAAAUUAAAAGAAGAUGAAUGUGUAUUCAAUAACAUUUGUGAAAAUAAAGUAUUUCAGAUAUGAUUAUUAUAUCAAACGACAAGUAAUAUAUUUAAAAAGGAAAUGACCUAAGUUACUAAUGUAUUAUUCCGGUCCUAAACAAAGAUUUUGGGAGGGGGGAUAUUGUUUUGGCAUUGUUCUUCCAUCUUUUCUUCUUCUGUCCUUGUGUCCAUUUGUUAUUGUGUUUAUCAUAUUUUAGUAGUAGUAAGUCAUACAAUGUUCAAACUUGGUCAAAACGUUCCCCUUGAUGAAACCUCGACCGCUUGUAAUGUUAACAUUUAGAACACAUUUGAGGCAUGAUAUGUUGUCCACUUCUCUUCAAACUUAACACAUAUAAGGUCACUUAGGUAAAUCUUACUUUUAUAUUUGUACCAGUAUCAUGGUAAUAAUUUGUCAGCUUAUAAUCAAACCUAGAAAAAAUGAUACUUUUGAUGAAAUCUCACCACGUUUUUAAAGUGGUUAACAUGUUGAAAUCUAAGAGGCAAUGCAACAGGUCCAGUAGUUAUGCAACUUAAUCAGAAUAUUUUCUUGAUAAAAUCAUUGAAUAGUUUAAAACUGCGUCAUAUGAGGUCAACAUCUAUGUCACAAGGUCAAAUCUUUGAAAAAUCCUGUACGGAACCAAAUAGUGGCAUAGUUUGGUCAGAAAAUGUUAAAACCGUGGUCAGUAUGUUCCCCUUGGUAUAAUCAAGGUAGACAUUCAAAGCGGAUCACAUGAGGUCAAAAACUAGGUCAUUAGGUCCAAUCUAAGAGAAAUAUUGGAAACAAACACGGGCAAUAUAUCUGCUUCAACCUUUAUGAAACUUAUGCAGAAUAUAUAUCUCCAUAAAAUCUUGUUUAGGUUUGACUUGGGGCUGAAACCAAAGCUUGAAUUCUAUUUGAUCUACUUUGCCUAUUUUGGCGGUAAAUAUCUAUUCAAAGAAUUUGCGUGUUUUAGUUUGAUUGUGAGCACAUACGUUUCAUCCCUGAGUCUGUUUUCCGUGUCUAUAAGGGUAUAUUCCCGCUUUAUAGGGUUCUGUUUUCUAUUUAUAUAAGGGUAUUUUCACGGUGUUUAUGGUUAUAUUUCCUCUAAAUAUAUGGGUAUUUUCCCGGGUAUAUAAUUAUGGUUCUAUUUCCUGUGUAUAGGGGCACCACUGGCCCUCAGCCAUUAUUUAAUGCUGGUUUGGUUUUGAAAAACAAAACUUUUAAAUUUUUCUCCAUUAUUUUAUAAUAUAAAGCUAAGAGUUUAUACUUAUUUGUUUGUAAAAGUAAGAUGAAAUCUUAGUAAAAUCUUAAUAAUAACGAAUGAGCGGAUUGAGCGUAGCCGACGAGCCCUUCUUUAUUAUUAAAUGUUACUUCAGGUCAUCUUUCUGACUUAAAAUACAACUUCAUUGGCUUCAUUGUCAUCGCAAAUUCUGAUACAGGGAAUGUGUAUCGGAUGAGUGGCAGAAGGCGGACCUUCAAACACCCGCAAAAGCUGAGAUACUUUAUGAAUAAGCCUUGUACUUAAUGAUUGUUUAUCUGCUAUUUGAAAAUGUAGGUUGUAUUCUUAGAACUAACUAUUAUUUCAAAGGGUUUGAAUAGUAUUUACUUUAAAAUUGAGUUAUUUGCUUGAGCUUUAUCCAUCAAACUUCUUUUAUUAGGCAAGUGUUUCUUAAAAUGUUUCUGUUAAAAUAACUAUAAGUUAUAUGCUUAAGAACAUCUAUACAAUUAAUGUAAGUAUUA